Drosophila pseudoobscura is the source of this 682-nucleotide messenger RNA. RefSeq names its product negative cofactor 2beta (gene NC2beta). Bases 50 to 601 code for a protein of 183 amino acids. The record is from RefSeq and is a predicted model, not a curated record. Gene Ontology annotation, cellular component: negative cofactor 2 complex. NCBI's taxonomy places the organism in Eukaryota, Metazoa, Arthropoda, Insecta, Diptera, Drosophilidae. The transcript has a single exon. Gene Ontology annotation, molecular function: RNA polymerase II general transcription initiation factor activity; TBP-class protein binding; protein heterodimerization activity. Gene Ontology annotation, biological process: negative regulation of transcription by RNA polymerase II; RNA polymerase II preinitiation complex assembly.
AUUUUCCAUUAAUUUUGCUUGGUUUUUGUUUACGUUUUCGAGCCACGCCAUGUCCAAUCCCCAGGAGGAGCUUUUGCCACCCAGUGCCGAGGAUGAUGAACUUACUUUGCCACGCGCCAGCAUCAACAAGAUCAUCAAAGAGCUGGUGCCCACUGUGCGCGUAGCCAACGAGAGUCGCGAGCUGAUAUUGAAUUGCUGCUCGGAAUUUAUCCAUUUGAUCAGUUCGGAGGCGAACGAGGUGUGCAAUCUGCGAAACAAGAAGACCAUCAAUGCCGAACAUGUCCUGGAGGCGCUGGAGCGACUGGGAUUCACCGAUUACAAGCAGGAGGCUGAGGCAGUUCUGCACGACUGCAAGGAGGUGGCUGCCAAGCGACGCAGGCAAAGCACUAGGCUGGAAAAUCUUGGCAUACCCGAGGAGGAGCUCCUGCGCCAGCAGCAAGAACUGUUCGCCAAGGCGCGCGAAGAGCAGGCACGCGAGGAACAGCAACAGUGGAUGAGUAUGCAGGCAGCGGCUAUGAUCCAAAAGCCACCACACGCCGAUGGCUCCAUCGCCAGCAAGCCCAGUGAGGAUGAUGACGACGACGACGAUGAUGACUACUAGUAGUUAUUUUUUUUUUUUUUAGCAUUGCUUAAUGUAAUUUUAAUCUUAAAAUAUAUUGCCAUAAGUUGAACUAUCAGCUAA